AUGCAACUAAAUCAAGUUGGCAGGGUUCUAUACAAAUACCCUGUGUUUGCGUGGCCAGCAUAUAUCUAUUCUACGUUCACGUUCAGGAUUCUUACCUCCCCUUAUUCAACCGAAUCUGCAGAUGGGCUAACAUUUAUUAUGGCACCCAACAGUAGUCCCUCACCAGCUGACAGCUUUGGUUCCUAUCUUGGAAUAAUGGAUCCAGCACAAGACGGUCGCGCUGCUGAUCAAUUAGCGGUGGAAUUUGACACUUACAAGAAUACAUUUGAUUUCGAUGGCAAUCAUGUAUCGAUUGACACAAAAAGUGUUAUACAUCCAAUUCAAGUUAGGAGCCUCAAUGAUACCGGAAUUGACCUGAAAAGUGGAAGAGAUAUCAAGGUUCUAAUAGUAUUGGAUGGGAGUACAAAGUCCAUUAGAGUUCACAUUGGAUAUGCAUCUGAUCCAAUAGGUGAGACUUUUCUUGAGGUGCCUAUUGACAUCCCAAAUACCCUGCCAAGCUUCAUCUUUGUGGGUUUCACAGCAUCAACAGGGCAUCUCACUGAGCGCCAUCAGAUUCUCAACUGGAAGUUAACAUCAUUUCCAAUCAAUUCAUAA
This is a messenger RNA of Tripterygium wilfordii, 594 nucleotides long. Its product is annotated as anti-H(O) lectin 1-like. Lineage: Eukaryota; Viridiplantae; Streptophyta; Magnoliopsida; Celastrales; Celastraceae. The transcript has 2 exons. The coding region runs from base 1 to 594 and encodes 197 amino acids. The record is from RefSeq and is a predicted model, not a curated record. Gene Ontology annotation, molecular function: carbohydrate binding.